UGCAGGGCCGAGCUGCAGCGGCUGCAGGAGUUGCUGCAGGAGUUGCUGCAGGAGGAACAGCGGCAGGACGCGGCCCGGACCCGCUUUGGCCAGGCGGAGGAGGCGUCCAGCCAAUGGAAUCUGCCUAGAGUCCAGAACCCGUCAUCAAAGAAACCAAAAUGAUUCUAAAUUCUAGUACCGAUGAGACUAUUAAAAGAAUCCAAGUUGAUUGCCCCUCGGCAGGAAGGCAUAAUUACAUAUUCAUCAUGGUCCCUACGAUCUAUAGUAUCAUCUUUGUGGUGGGUAUAUUCGGAAACAGCUUGGUGGUGAUUGUCAUUUACUUCUACAUGAAACUGAAGACUGUAGCCAGCAUCUUCCUGUUGAAUUUAGCCCUGGCCGACUUGUGUUUUCUCAUGACUCUGCCUCUGUGGGCAGCCUACACUGCCAUGCAGUACCGCUGGCCUUUUGGCAACUGCUUGUGUAAGAUUGCCUCGGCCGGGGUCAGCUUCAACCUCUACGCCAGUGUGUUUCUCCUUACAUGCCUCAGCAUCGACCGCUACCUGGCCAUAGUCCACCCGUUGAAGUCCCGUCUCCGGCGCACCAUGCUCGUGGCCAAAGUGACUUGCAUCGUCAUCUGGCUGCUCGCCGGCCUGGCCAGUUUGCCAGUGGUGAUUCACCGGAACGUGUACUUCAUCGAAAAUAACAACAUGACCGUCUGCGCUUUUCGCUAUGAAUCGCACAACACCACCCUUCCGGUGGGGCUGGGCUUAAGUAAGAAUAUGUUAGGCUUUUUGAUUCCCUUUCUGAUCAUCCUGACAAACUACACCCUCAUUUGGAAGGCGCUGAAGAAGGCAUACCAAAUUCAGAAAAACAAAACAAGGAAUGACGAUAUCUUCAAGAUCAUUGUGGCCAUUGUCCUUUUCUUUUUCUUUUCCUGGAUUCCACACCAAAUAUUCACCUUUCUGGAUGUACUGAUUCAGUUACACAUCAUAAACGAUUGUAAAAUCAUCGAUAUCGUGGACACAGCAAUGCCCAUCACCAUCUGCAUAGCGUAUUUCAACAACUGUCUGAAUCCCCUAUUCUAUGGCUUUCUGGGCAAGAAGUUUAAAAAAUAUUUUCUCCAGCUUCUGAAAUAUAUGCCUCCAAACGUCAGAUCUCAUUCAAGCCUAACAACAAAAAUGAGCUCCCUUUCUUAUCGCCCAUCAGAUAACUUAAACGGGUCUACUAAGAAGUCUUUUGGGGCCUUCGAUGCUGAAUGAUAUGCAGUAAGCAUGAUCCUGGAAUGAUAUUGUGAGGGCAGCUGUGGGAAGACUUCACGACCUACAGCACACAAGAGUUACUACCCCACAAAACAAUCUGAAAAUGACGUGAAUUUUCUUUUGGCAAGCUCCGAGCAAGAUAUUGCUAUUUUUGUUUCUUAAACAAACUGAACGACAGAGCUAACUUUUUCAUCACUUCCACAUCCUCAGAUUUGGGAUUCAAACUAGAGAAGGAAAGAGUUCAGCAACUGGACAAAUGUUGGUUGAACAUUUAAAACUUCUAGUGGCCUUCUGGCUGCAGAAGGGAUGGGGGAAUCAAGUCUCCCCCUUUAGCAAUCCUUUCUGCAGAAAAACCUUAGAACUGCCCUAGAGGAAACACAGAAAAACCAGAGCAUAAAAUGUAAAUUGCAGUUCUUUCAAAACCUUGUCAUUAAGCCUAAUUGUUGUUGCCUAACUACCAGAUUUCUAAAUCAGGUGCAUUGUUUAAGAAACAAUGAGGUCAGAUGAUCCACAGGCCCCAAGUCUUACCUGAGGGUAGUGUGGAUCUGUACAUAAUGUUGUGCAAGAUUCAGGAAUCUUCAGUGAAAUUCAUUUGGUGUGGACCUACCCUCAUGGCAAGUGCUGUGGAUUUUCACUGCCAAAGUGGCUUCAGUUUAACCUGGUUGGUUAGAUGAAAGUGGUUCAUGUUGUUAUUUUCUGUGGCUGUUUUCCUAAUGAUAUUUGUUAGCUUUUGUGUUUGUAAAGAAAAAUGAUGAAAUAUGUCUAAAUGUUCUCCAGUUCAAAUGUCAAGUCUCACAAUGCACAUUGUUGUUUGAAAACUCUCCACCCCUUGUUCAGUAUAUUUAACCAUUCACUCUUAAUUCAACCAUGGAAUAGGCUUAUUUUCCAUGAAAUAAAAUGUAAUUUAAUA
Tachyglossus aculeatus (Australian echidna) is the source of this 2148-nucleotide messenger RNA. It is a transcript of the gene AGTR1, whose product is annotated as angiotensin II receptor type 1. The coding region runs from base 159 to 1238 and encodes 359 amino acids. Gene Ontology annotation, biological process: G protein-coupled receptor signaling pathway; regulation of vasoconstriction; immune response. Gene Ontology annotation, cellular component: membrane. The record is from RefSeq and is a predicted model, not a curated record. NCBI's taxonomy places the organism in Eukaryota, Metazoa, Chordata, Mammalia, Monotremata, Tachyglossidae. The transcript is spliced from 2 exons. Gene Ontology annotation, molecular function: angiotensin type II receptor activity.